Messenger RNA from Diospyros lotus (date-plum), 651 nucleotides. RefSeq lists its product as uncharacterized. The record is from RefSeq and is a predicted model, not a curated record. NCBI's taxonomy places the organism in Eukaryota, Viridiplantae, Streptophyta, Magnoliopsida, Ericales, Ebenaceae. The transcript has a single exon. Bases 1 to 651 code for a protein of 216 amino acids.
AUGAGGCUCCAACAUGUUGAAUUUGAUGAAGACUUGAUCAACUUAAAGUCUUUUUCUGAAUGGAUAGCAAGCAUAGGGAAUGGAACAAUUGGCGGUCCGAACGACGAUAAUGCGGUUAUUGAUAUACCGGACAACCUGUUGUUGAAUGCAUCAGAUGAUCCUGUUGCAUCAAUCGUGAACAACACGUAUCCAAAUUUUACUUCUAAUGUCAAUGAAACUAAAUAUCUUCAAGGUAGAGCUAUACUAGCACCGACUCUUAAUGUUGUGGAGAUUGUCAAUGAGUACAUGAUUUCACUUAAUGCAGCUGAGGCAAAGACAUGCUUAAGUUUAGACACAACUUGCAGAUCAUAUUGCAAUGUUGAUCUUUUACAAGACCUUUACACGCCUGAAUUUUUAAAUGCAAUUAGGUGGUCUGGGGUGUCGAACCAUGAAUUGAAGCUAAAGGUUGGCGGUCCAGUUAUGUUGUUAAGAAACAUAGAUUAUUCCCUGGGGUUAUGUAAUGGCACUAGGUUAGUUAUCAUAAGAACUAGAAACCACGUUCUUGAGUCAAAAAUUCUGACAAGCAGUAAUACUAGACAUAAGGUUCUUAUUCCAAUGAUGACAUUAACCCCAUCUAACCCUAAGUUGCUUUUCGAACUACGAAGAAGGUAA